Camarhynchus parvulus is the source of this 1705-nucleotide messenger RNA. It is a transcript of the gene CHMP4C, whose product is annotated as charged multivesicular body protein 4C. The transcript is spliced from 5 exons. Gene Ontology annotation, biological process: vesicle budding from membrane; late endosome to vacuole transport via multivesicular body sorting pathway. Gene Ontology annotation, cellular component: ESCRT III complex; cytoplasmic side of plasma membrane; multivesicular body. Lineage: Eukaryota; Metazoa; Chordata; Aves; Passeriformes; Thraupidae. The record is from RefSeq and is a predicted model, not a curated record. Bases 122 to 784 code for a protein of 220 amino acids.
GCCGCCGCCGCCGCCCGUGGGCCGAGGAAGUGCUGUCACGGCGUGUGCUGCGCAGGGAGGCUCCUGAACACCGGGCUGGCCAGACCUUUCCGUCGGCGGGUGCCGAGCUGGGAUCGCCGCCAUGAGCAAGAUCUCCAAGUUCUUUAAGGGGGGCGGCUCGGCCGGCUCCAAGGGCCGCGGGGGUCCCUCGCCGCAGGAGGCGCUGGCCCGGCUGCGGGAGACGGAGGAGAUGCUCAGCAAGAAGCAGGAGUACCUGGAGACGCGGAUCGAGCGGGAGCUGGCGGUAGCCCGGCAGCACGGCACCAAGAAUAAGCGAGCUGCCUUACAAGCACUGAAGAGAAAAAAGAGGUAUGAGAAACAGUUGAAUCAAAUUGAUGGGACACUUUCGACCAUUGAGUUCCAGAGAGAGGCAUUGGAAAAUUCCCACACCAACACAGAAGUGCUCAAGAAUAUGGGUUAUGCUGCACAAGCUAUGAAAAAAGUACAUGAAAAUAUGGAUUUGAACAAAAUUGAUGAUUUGAUGCAAGAUAUCACUGAACAGCAAGAUGUUGCCCAGGAAAUUUCAGAUGCUAUCUCAAACCGAGCCACCUUUGGUGAUGAGUUUGAUGAGGAUGAGUUGAUGGCAGAAUUAGAGGAACUGGAGCAAGAAGAACUGAACAAGGGAAUGAGAGAUGUCAGGUUGCCAAGUGUUCCAUCCACAUCGCUCCCUUCUCGCCCUGCAUCUACCAGGAAAAGAGCAGAGGAUGAAGAUGAAAUGAAGAAACUGGCUGCCUGGGCUUCAUAAGAGCAUGGUCUUUUUAUAACACCAAACAUUACAGUGCAGAAUGUAAAGAGCUAUACUGCUGUUUUAUAACCACACUGUGGUUGCAUUUCAUACAGGCUGGGGUUUUUUAUGGCACAUCUUGCUGAGACUCGUGUUACUGCUAUGUUACAAAAUUAGCUUAAAAACCAGCAAACAAAAGAAUUAAAUAGUUACCUAAACCUUCAGGCAUAAUUUUUUUCAGCCUCAUCAAGAGAUUUGUUUUAUUAUUAGUAUCAGUUUUUAAUAGGCACUCUCUUACCAUAUCUGUUGGUUUGUAAAACCCGUGUGCCUCACUUAUGCUCAAAGCUGGAUUCAUUUUUGAAAUGAGAAAGUUAAGUAAGCCCUAUAACUAGAGGGUUAUUUGGUUCAGACUAUUUAAAUGUUAGCAAAACAGCUCAAUACAUGUCCUCACAAGUUCUUUGAGCCCAAGAACUAAUAGCUAUUCAUUUGGACAUGAAGAUUCAAAGUCUGCCUUGAGCAACUUAUGGUGUCCUAGAUAUUAGAAGGAAGCUCUUCUCUGGGCUUACUGAAGUGGGAUGUGUUAUUUGUUUUUUUUUUUAACAGGCCAAAAUGUCCCAUGCACUUCUAUAGGUCAACUUGAAUUGUAUUUUGGACUAUUUCUGACUAGGUUACAGAAUGAUGUGAUUGAGGAAAGCAAAAUUAGCAACACAUUUUUAGUUACACAAUUUCAAAAUAGCUUUAAUUUCUGAGCAUCUGGUUCUUUAUCUCUUAUUCAGUUUGUGAAUUGAAAUAAUACCAGUUUGUUGCAUUUGCAGGGCCUUUUUAAACCUUGGUUAAAAGCUGAUUCUGGCUUACUUGUAAAGUUGGUGUGUUAGUGUCCAGCUGACAGUGGUUUAGCCUAAGGAAAAAAUGCCACUCUUGAGUGCUAAACUACUAUAUAUA